This is a messenger RNA of Colletotrichum truncatum, 267 nucleotides long. The record is from RefSeq and is a predicted model, not a curated record. Lineage: Eukaryota; Fungi; Ascomycota; Sordariomycetes; Glomerellales; Glomerellaceae.
AUGGAAGCCAACCCCGGCACAUACCUGGUCCCAGCCAACCGGUCCGACGUGGCCAUCUUUCCUCUUCAAGCCACAAUGACACCUGCGGCUCCAGCCCUCCCGGACCUCGAACGGCAAGUCAACGAGGAACAACCCUUGGCCAUUCAAAUCUUUUUCGGACCCAGCAGCCGACAGAACAAACCGAUCCCUUGUACGAUCACAUCACCAACACACUUUGCCAAGUCGGCGGGGAGCCGUGAAGUCACCUGUGACCCCACGGGCCUUUAA